Molecule: messenger RNA, 681 nt
Organism: Lactuca saligna
Lineage: Eukaryota; Viridiplantae; Streptophyta; Magnoliopsida; Asterales; Asteraceae
Source: the annotation of a GenBank genome assembly
AUGGUAUCCAUUGAAGCCACAAAAUUCGAACGCAUAAUUUGGAUUAGGAUUGUUGGACUCCCUCUCCGACUAUGGAAUAAUUCCAACUUCUCUACUAUUGUAAGAAAGAUCGGGAAAAUCGUGGUGCCUAUAGACCAUAUCACAAAUCGUGUUUACCUCUUUGUGGUGAAGUUAGCCAUACUCACAGACAAAUUAACAAAACUUAAUAAGGAGAUUCAGGUGGAAGCUGAUAGUCGAUCUUUUCACGUUGGAAUCGUUGAAUACGAAGACAAACCAUGGUUCCCCUUCAAGUUUGACAAUGAAGAACAUCCAUAUGAAGAUCAGGACCUGGAUGAUCAAACUGAAAAUGAAUUUAUGGUAAGUGAGUCAAAGCACUGGAACUCUACUAAAGAAGAUGAAGAUGAAGGCGCCUUUGCAACAUGGAUUAAUGAAAUGGAGGAGGGGGAAAUCGUUCAGGAUGGGAAUCUUAACUCUCCAAUCUAUCCUAUGAAAGAAAAGACUAAUGAAGGUAGUGAUGACCCAACACUGUCAUGCAUGGUGGCCGGAGAUGACAUGCAUCAUCUCCAUAGAAUAGAAUCGUCGGUGAAGACCGGCAAUUCCAGUGAGGAAAGAACGAUUUUCGAGAAUAGGGUCUACGAACCGACACUCAAUUUCCAAGAAAUUCAAAAGACAAUGGUAUGA